This is a messenger RNA of Paramecium sonneborni, 1325 nucleotides long. NCBI's taxonomy places the organism in Eukaryota, Ciliophora, Oligohymenophorea, Peniculida, Parameciidae. The record is from the annotation of a GenBank genome assembly.
AUGUAAAUAGGAUAAGUAAUAUUAACAACUCUCUAUUUUAUAUAAGGAUUAAUUGUAGGUUUACCUGCAGGAGCAAUCUAAAUGUUAUUUGCACAUGAUAAGGAUAUUGGGAUAUUCACUUUAUGCACAAUACCAUGGGCUUUUAAAUUUGUAUGGUCACCAAUUCAAGAUUAUUAUUUUUUUGAAAGAUUUGGCAAGCGAAAAACAUAUAUAGUGCCAUUAUUCUUAAUUAUGGGAGUUCUUAUGAUAAUGGUAGCAGAAUCUGAACACACUCUACUAAAUCUAUUUUAUUAUUAUAUUGCCAUUGUGGUAUGUUUAUCUACAAGUGAUACUGCUAUAGAUGGUUGGUCAGUUACAUUGUUAUCUAAUGUGGCUUAACAAAGUGUAUGUUAAACUUUUGGAUAGUAAAUUGGUUGGUUUAUUACCCAAUCAAUUUUCAUAUUGUUAAAUCAAAAGAGCAUACUCAAUUUUGCUUAAUAUUAAUUAAUUUUAGGAAUCAUAUGUAUAGUAAUGUCAUUUAUUGUUAUUUUUGUUAAAGAGACUAAUCCAGUUGAAGUUAUACAUUAUUAAAGUCUCUUUUAAUAAAUUAAAUAAGUUAAAGGAUUAUAUUAUAAUAAAAACCUAAGAUUUUUAUGUUUGUUCAUCUUCCUAUAAAGAAAUGGAAUAUCAUUUAUGGAUAUUGCUGCUCCUAUUGUAAUGAUAAGAGCAGGAAUGGAAAAAGUAUUUCUUAGUGAGUCAUAAAUUUUUAUUUUUUGUUGUACUUUCUGGAUUCCAUUAGUUAUUGGUUAUUUUAUAUCAGGAAAAAAGAAGGAGAAUGCUUUAGUAAUAAGUGCUUUGACUUAUCAAACAAUUAAUAUGGCUUUCUUUUUAUUAGAUUAUUAUGAAUAUCGAAAAUAUCCAUUAAGUGAAGGAACAGUAAAUUAAUUUUAAUACUUGUUUUGUUUUUAAUUGUUAAUACAUGAGUAUUUAUAUUGAUUAAAAUUAAUAGAAUUUUUAGGAAAAUCUUUACAGUGUGUGCAUUUUCAUUUGUAGCUGAGAUUGUUGAACCCUAGUUAGCUGGAAUGUAAAUAUCAAUGAUUAGUUCAUUACAUAAUUUUAGUAGAGUAAUACUUGAUCCUUUAGUUUUAUAAUUAACUGCAUAUGCAAACAUAUAUGUUUUGGUUACGAUAUGUGUGAUAUAUUAAAUCAUAGUUUUGAGGAAGUAUGGAGAUGAAUUCAAAAUCAAAUAAUUUAUAGCUAAAGAAAAUUGGACACUUCAUACUCAAGACACAAUUGAUAACUAUCAUGAAUUAAAGGAACUUAAAGAAUUAAAUAAUCAACCAUGA